Molecule: messenger RNA, 7846 nt
Organism: Rhinopithecus roxellana (golden snub-nosed monkey)
Lineage: Eukaryota; Metazoa; Chordata; Mammalia; Primates; Cercopithecidae
Gene: PTPRF
Product: protein tyrosine phosphatase receptor type F
Exons: 35
Coding region: 467-6190 (1907 amino acids)
Biological process (GO): protein dephosphorylation
Molecular function (GO): protein tyrosine phosphatase activity; protein binding
Source: RefSeq, a predicted model, not a curated record
CUGGCGCGGGAGCGGCGGGAGCGGUGGCGGCGGCAGAGGCGGCGGCUCCAGCUCCGGCUCCGGCUCCGGCUCCGGCUCCAGCUCGGGUGGCGGUGGCAGGAGCGGGACCAGGUGGAGGCGGCGGCGGCAGAGGAGUGGGAGCAGCGGCCCCAGCGGCUUGCGGGGGGACAUGCGGACCGACGGCCCCUGGAUAGGCGAAAGGAGCGGAGGCCCUGGUGCCCUGCCCUUGGUGCUGAGUAUCCAGCAAGAGUGACUGGGGUGAAGAAGCAAAGACCUGAUGAUGGUCUGACCUACCUUGAAGUUCAGUCUUGCCAGAAGAGGUACCUGAAGGUGGAGCCCUCUGUCCUCUGGGGAGGCCACUAGCUGAUGUCUGAUGGGGUGAAGAUGGGGUGUGCUAUAGUUCCUGACUUCUGGAAGCUGGGUUGAUUGUCCUGGGCUGUGGCUGGCUGUGGAGCUAGAGCCCUGGAUGGCCCCCGAGCCAGCCCCAGGGAGGACGAUGGUGCCCCUUGUGCCUGCACUGGUGAUGCUUGGUUUGGUGGCAGGCGCCCAUGGUGACAGCAAACCUGUCUUCAUUAAAGUCCCUGAGGACCAGACUGGGCUGUCAGGAGGGGUAGCCUCCUUCGUGUGCCAAGCCACAGGAGAACCCAAGCCACGCAUCACAUGGAUGAAGAAGGGGAAGAAAGUCAGCUCCCAGCGCUUCGAGGUCAUUGAGUUUGAUGAUGGGGCAGGGUCAGUGCUUCGGAUCCAGCCAUUGCGGGUGCAGCGAGAUGAAGCCAUCUAUGAGUGUACAGCUACUAACAGCCUGGGUGAGAUCAACACUAGUGCCAAGCUCUCAGUGCUCGAAGAGGAACAGCUGCCCCCUGGGUUCCCUUCCAUCGACAUGGGGCCCCAGCUGAAGGUGGUGGAGAAGGCACGAACAGCCACCAUGCUAUGCGCCGCAGGCGGAAAUCCAGACCCUGAGAUUUCUUGGUUCAAGGACUUCCUUCCUGUAGACCCCGCCACGAGCAACGGCCGCAUCAAGCAGCUGCGUUCAGGUGCCUUGCAGAUAGAGAGCAGUGAGGAAUCCGACCAAGGCAAGUACGAGUGUGUGGCGACCAACUCGGCAGGCACACGUUACUCAGCCCCUGCGAACCUGUACGUACGAGUGCGCCGCGUGGCUCCUCGUUUCUCCAUCCCACCCAGCAGCCAGGAGGUGAUGCCAGGCGGCAGCGUGAACCUGACAUGUGUGGCAGUGGGUGCGCCCAUGCCCUACGUGAAGUGGAUGAUGGGGGUCGAGGAGCUCACCAAGGAGGAUGAGAUGCCAGUCGGCCGCAACGUCCUGGAGCUCAGCAAUGUCGUGCGCUCCGCCAACUACACCUGUGUGGCUAUCUCCUCACUGGGCAUGAUCGAGGCCACAGCCCAGGUCACAGUGAAAGCUCUGCCGAAGCCUCCGAUUGAUCUUGUGGUGACGGAGACAACUGCCACCAGUGUCACCCUCACCUGGGACUCUGGGAACUCAGAGCCUAUAUCCUACUAUGGCAUCCAGUACCGCGCAGCGGGCACGGAGGGCCCCUUUCAGGAGGUGGAUGGUGUGGCCACCACCCGCUACAGCAUUGGCGGCCUCAGUCCUUUCUCGGAAUAUGCCUUCCGCGUGCUGGCGGUGAACAGCAUCGGGCGAGGGCCGCCCAGCGAGGCAGUGCGGGCACGCACGGGAGAACAGGCGCCCUCCAGCCCACCGCGCCGCGUGCAGGCACGCAUGCUGAGUGCCAGCACAAUGCUGGUGCAGUGGGAGCCUCCUGAGGAGCCCAACGGCCUGGUGCGAGGAUACCGCGUCUACUAUACUCCGGACUCCCGCCGCCCCCCGAGUGCCUGGCACAAGCACAACACCGACGCGGGGCUCCUCACCACCGUGGGCAGCCUGCUGCCUGGCAUCACCUACAGCUUGCGCGUGCUUGCCUUCACCGCUGUGGGCGACGGCCCUCCCAGCCCCACCAUCCAGGUCAAGACGCAGCAGGGAGUGCCUGCCCAGCCCGCGGACUUCCAGGCCGAGGUGGAGUCGGACACCAGGAUCCAGCUCUCGUGGCUGCUGCCCCCUCAGGAGCGAAUCAUCAUGUAUGAGCUGGUGUACUGGGUGGCAGAGGACGAAGACCAACAGCACAAGGUGACCUUCGACCCAACCUCCUCCUACACACUAGAGGACCUGAAGCCCGACACACUCUACCGCUUCCAGCUGGCUGCGCGCUCAGAUAUGGGGGUGGGCGUCUUCACCCCCACCAUUGAGGCCCGCACAGCACAGUCCACCCCCUCCGCCCCUCCCCAGAAGGUGAUGUGUGUGAGCACGGGCUCCACCACGGUCCGGGUAAGUUGGGUCCCGCCACCUGCCGACAGCCGCAACGGCGUUAUCACCCAGUACUCCGUGGCCUACGAGGCGGUGGACGGCGAAGACCGCAGGCGGCAUGUGGUGGAUGGCAUCAGCCGCGAGCACUCCAGCUGGGACCUGGUGGGCCUGGAGAAGUGGACGGAGUAUCGGGUGUGGGUGCGGGCACACACAGAUGUGGGCCCCGGCCCCGAGAGCAGCCCGGUGCUGGUGCGCACCGAUGAGGACGUGCCCAGCGGGCCUCCGCGGAAGGUGGAGGUGGAGCCACUGAACUCUACUGCUGUGCAUGUCUACUGGAAGCUGCCUGUCCCCAGCAAGCAGCAUGGCCAGAUCCGUGGCUACCAGGUCACCUACGUGCGGCUGGAGAAUGGCGAGCCCCGUGGACUCCCCAUCAUCCAAGACGUCAUGCUAGCCGAGGCCCAGUGGCGGCCGGAGGAGUCCGAGGACUAUGAAACCACUAUCAGCGGCCUGACCCCAGAGACCACCUACUCCAUUACUGUCGCUGCCUAUACCACCAAGGGGGAUGGUGCCCGCAGCAAGCCCAAAAUUGUUACUACAACGGGUGCAGUCCCAGGCCGGCCCACUGUGAUGGUCAGCACCACGGCCAUGAACACUGCGCUGCUCCAGUGGCACCCACCUAAGGAGCUGCCUGGCGAGCUGCUGGGCUACCGGCUGCAGUACUGCCGGGCUGACGAGGCGCGGCCCAACACUAUCGAUUUCGGCAAGGAUGACCAGCACUUCACAGUCACCGGCCUGCACAAGGGGACCACCUACAUCUUCCGGCUUGCUGCCAGGAACCGGGCUGGCCUGGGUGAGGAGUUCCAGAAGGAGAUCAGGACCCCCGAGGACCUACCCAGCGGCUUUCCCCAAAACCUGCGUGUGACAGGACUGACCACAUCUACCACAGAACUGGCCUGGGACCCGCCAGUGCUGGCAGAGAGGAAUGGACGCAUCACCAGCUACACUGUGGUGUUCCGAGACAUCAACAGCCAGCAGGAGCUGCAGAACAUCACGACAGACACCCACUUUACCCUUUCUGGCCUCAAGCCAGACACCACUUACGACAUCAAGGUCCGCGCAUGGACCAGCAAAGGCUCUGGCCCACUCAGCCCCAGCAUCCAGUCCCGGACCAUGCCAGUGGAGCAAGUGUUUGCCAAGAACUUCCGGGUGGCGGCUGCAAUGAAGACAUCUGUGCUGCUCAGCUGGGAGGUCCCCGACUCCUAUAAGUCAGCUGUGCCCUUUAAGAUUCUGUACAACGGGCAGAGUGUGGAGGUGGACGGGCACUCGAUGCGAAAGCUGAUCGCAGACCUGCAGCCCAACACGGAGUACUCGUUUGUGCUGAUGAACCGUGGCAGCAGCGCAGGGGGGCUGCAGCACCUGGUGUCAAUCCGCACGGCCCCCGACCUUCUGCCACACAAGCCGCUGCCCGCCUCUGCCUACAUAGAGGACGGCCGUUUUGCCCUCUCCAUGCCCCAUGUGCAGGACCCCUCACUUGUCAGGUGGUUCUAUAUCGUGGUGGUACCCAUUGACCGUGUGGGCGGGAGCAUGCUGGCGCCAAGGUGGAGCACACCCGAGGAACUGGAGCUGGACGAGCUUCUGGAAGCCAUCGAGCAGGGCGGAGAGGAGCAGCGGCGGCGGCGGCGGCAGGCAGAGCGUCUGAAGCCAUAUGUGGCUGCUCAACUGGAUGUGCUCCCCAAGACCUUCACCUUGGGGGACAAGAAGAACUACUGGGGCUUCUACAACCGGCCCCUGUCUCCGGACCUGAGCUACCAAUGCUUUGUGCUUGCCUCCUUGAAGGAACCCAUGGACCAGAAGCGCUAUGCAUCCAGCCCCUACUCGGAUGAGAUCGUGGUCCAGGUGACACCAGCCCAGCAGCAGGAGGAGCCGGAGAUGCUGUGGGUGACGGGUCCCGUGCUGGCAGUCAUCCUCAUCAUCCUCAUUGUCAUCGCCAUCCUCCUGUUCAAAAGGAAAAGGACCCACUCCCCGUCCUCUAAGGAUGAGCAGUCGAUCGGACUGAAGGACUCCUUGCUGGCCCACUCCUCUGACCCUGUGGAGAUGCGGAGGCUCAACUACCAGACCCCAGGUAUGCGAGACCAUCCACCCAUCCCCAUCACCGACCUGGCGGACAACAUCGAACGACUCAAAGCCAACGAUGGCCUCAAGUUCUCCCAGGAGUAUGAGUCCAUCGACCCUGGACAGCAGUUCACGUGGGAGAAUUCAAACCUGGAGGUGAACAAGCCCAAGAACCGCUAUGCAAAUGUCAUCGCCUACGACCACUCUCGAGUCAUCCUUACCUCUAUCGAUGGUGUCCCCGGGAGUGACUACAUCAAUGCCAACUACAUCGAUGGCUACCGCAAGCAGAAUGCCUACAUCGCCACACAGGGCCCCCUGCCCGAGACCAUGGGCGAUUUCUGGAGAAUGGUGUGGGAACAGCGCACAGCCACUGUGGUCAUGAUGACACGGCUGGAGGAGAAGUCCCGGGUAAAAUGUGAUCAGUACUGGCCCGCCCGUGGCACCGAAACCUAUGGCCUUAUUCAGGUGACCCUGUUGGACACAGUGGAGCUGGCCACAUAUACUGUGCGCACCUUCGCACUCCACAAGAGUGGCUCCAGUGAGAAGCGUGAGCUGCGUCAGUUCCAGUUCAUGGCCUGGCCAGACCAUGGAGUUCCUGAGUACCCAACUCCCAUCCUGGCCUUCCUGCGACGGGUCAAGGCCUGCAACCCCCUAGACGCAGGGCCCAUGGUGGUGCACUGCAGUGCGGGCGUGGGCCGCACCGGCUGCUUCAUCGUGAUUGAUGCCAUGCUGGAGCGGAUGAAGCACGAGAAGACGGUGGACAUCUAUGGCCACGUGACCUGCAUGCGAUCACAGAGGAACUAUAUGGUACAGACGGAGGACCAGUAUGUGUUCAUCCACGAGGCACUGCUGGAGGCUGCCACGUGCGGCCACACAGAGGUGCCUGCCCGAAACCUCUAUGCCCACAUCCAGAAGCUGGGCCAAGUGCCUCCAGGGGAGAGUGUGACCGCCAUGGAGCUUGAGUUCAAGUUGUUGGCCAGCUCCAAGGCCCACACGUCCCGCUUCAUCAGCGCCAACCUGCCCUGCAACAAGUUCAAGAACCGGCUGGUGAACAUCAUGCCCUAUGAAUUGACGCGUGUGUGUCUGCAGCCCAUCCGUGGCGUGGAGGGCUCUGACUACAUCAAUGCCAGCUUCCUGGAUGGUUAUAGACAGCAGAAGGCCUACAUAGCUACACAGGGGCCUUUGGCAGAGAGCACCGAGGACUUCUGGCGCAUGCUGUGGGAGCACAAUUCCACCAUCAUCGUCAUGCUGACCAAGCUUCGGGAGAUGGGAAGGGAAAAAUGCCACCAGUACUGGCCAGCAGAGCGCUCUGCUCGCUACCAGUACUUUGUUGUUGACCCAAUGGCUGAGUACAACAUGCCCCAGUAUAUCCUGCGUGAGUUCAAGGUCACGGAUGCCCGGGAUGGGCAGUCAAGGACAAUCCGGCAGUUCCAGUUCACAGACUGGCCAGAGCAGGGUGUGCCCAAGACAGGCGAGGGCUUCAUUGACUUCAUCGGGCAGGUGCACAAGACCAAGGAGCAGUUUGGACAGGAUGGGCCUAUCACGGUGCACUGCAGUGCUGGCGUGGGCCGCACCGGCGUGUUCAUCACUCUGAGCAUUGUCCUGGAGCGCAUGCGCUACGAGGGCGUGGUCGACAUGUUUCAGACCGUGAAGACCCUGCGUACGCAGCGUCCUGCCAUGGUGCAGACAGAGGACCAGUACCAGCUGUGCUACCGUGCGGCCCUGGAGUACCUCGGCAGCUUUGACCACUAUGCAACGUAACUACCGCUCCCCUCUCCUCCGCCACCCCCGCCGUGGGGCUCCGGAGGGGACCCAGCUCCUCUGAGCCAUACCGACCAUCGUCCAGCCCUCCUACGCAGAUGCUGUCACUGGCAGAGCGCAGCCCACGGGGAUCACAGCGUUUCAGGAACGUUGCCACACCAAUCAGAGAGCCUAGAACAUCCCUGGGCAAGUGGGUGGCCCAGCAGGCAGGCACUGUGGCCCUUCUGUCCACCAGGCCCACCUGGAGCCCGCUGCAAGCUCUCUGUUGCGCUGCUGCGUUUCUCAUGCUUCUUCUCAUGGGGUGGGGUUGGGGCAAAGCCUCCUUUUUAAUACAUUAAGUGGGGUAGACUGAGGGAUUCUAGCCUCUUCCCUCUGAUUUUUCCUUUUGCGAAUCCAUAUCUGCAAAGUGGGGCACUGUAGGGGUUGGGGUUUAUUUUGUUUAUUUUGAGUUCACUUCGGAUCCUUAUUUUGUAUGACUUCUGCUGAAGGACAGAACAUUGCCUUCCCCAUGCAGAGCUGGGGCUGCCAGCCUGAGCGGAGGCUCGGCCGUGGGCUGGGAGGUGGCGCUGAUCCGGCUGCUCCUCCAGCCCUUCAGACGAGAUCCUGUUUCAGCUAAAUGCAGGGAAACUCAAUUUUUUUUUAAGUUUUGUUUUCCCUUAAAAGCCUUUUUUUAGGCCACAUCGACAGUGGUGGGCGGGGAGGAGAUAGGGAACACUCAUCCCUGGUCGUCUGUCCCAGUGUGUGUUUAACAUUCACAGCCCAGAACCACAGACGUGUCUGGGAGAGCCUGGCAAGGCAUUCCUCAUCACCAUCGUGUUUGCAAAGGUUAAAACAAAAACAAAAAAACCACAAAAAUAAAAAACAAAAAAAAAAAAAAAAAACCCAAGAAAAAAAGAGAAUCAGCCCUUGGCUUCUGCUUCAAACCCUCAAGAGGGGAAGCAACUCCAUGUGCCUGGGGUUCCCAAGGGAGCUGCUGGCUGACCUGGGCCCGCAGAGCCUGGCUUUGGUCCCCAGCAUUGCAGUAUGGCGUGGUGUUUGUAGGCUGUGGGGUCUGGCUGUGUGGCCAAGGUGAAUAGCACAGGUCAGGGUGUGUGCCACACCCCAUGUACCUCAGGGCCAAGCGGGGGGCGUGGCUGGCCUUUCAGGUCCAGGCCAGUGAGCCUGGUAGCACAUGUCUGUCCUCAAGAGCAGGGGCCAGAUGAUUUUCCUCCCUGGUUUGCAGCUGUUUUCAAAGCCCCCGCGUAUCGCUCUUUUCCACUCCAAGAUGCCCUCCUAAACCAAUGUGGCAAGACUACUGGACUUCUAUCAAUGGUCCUCCAAUCAGUCCUUAUUAUCCCAGCUUGCUGAGGGGCAGGGAGAGAGCCUCUUCCUCUGGGCAGAGCUAUCUAGAUAGGUAAGUGGGGGCGGGGAAGGGUGCAUAGCUGUUUUAGCUGAGGGACGUGGUGCCGACGUCCCCAAACCUAGCUAGGCUAAGUCAAGAUCAACAUUCCAGGGUUGGUAAUGUUGGAUGAUGAAACAUUCAUUUUUACCUUGUGGAUGCUAGUGCUGUAGAGUUCACUGUUGUACACAGUCUGUUUUCUAUUUGUUAAGAAAAACUACAGCAUCAUUGCAUAAUUCUUGAUGGUAAUAAAUUUGAAUAAUCAGAUUUCUUACAAA